GUUUAGUAAAGCAAAAGCAUGUUACGCCUUACGAUUCUUUGUGCAUUGCUCAGCACUGCAUUCGGUGCGUACAUGUCAACCGAACUAGCUGGACGUAUUGUUGGUGGAGUCGCCACUACCAUCGAAGAGCAUCCUUAUCAAGUUUCACUCUCUACGAAGUUGGGCGGCCAUUUUUGUGGCGGCAGCUUAAUAGCGGCCGAUAUCGUCGUCACUGCCGCACAUUGCUUGCAGAGCUUCAAAGCCACCAGUAUACGUAUACGUGCCGGUGCGACCAACAAUAGACGAGGUGGCCAAGUUAUAAAUGUUGCGGCUGCUAAAUAUCAUCCAGCUUACAAUCCCAGUACAAUUGAAAAUGAUGUGGGCAUACUGAAACUAGCGACGCCAAUCCAAGAAUCCGAGAGUGUUGGUUUUAUAGAGUUGGCUGAGACGACCCCGCCUACUGGCACGCCAGCUGUGGUAACGGGUUGGGGUACCAAAUGUUAUAGUUGGUGCUUGAUACCGCCCACCAUUUUGCAGGCCGUCGAGCUGGAUAUUGUACAGCGUGAAGAUUGCGCUUCCAGCGCCUACAAGUAUGGUGAUCUGAUCAAGGAGAGUAUGGUGUGUGCCUAUGCAUUGAAAAAAGACUCAUGUCAGGGCGAUUCGGGUGGUCCCUUAGUGGCGGAUGGCAAACUUGUUGGUAUCGUAUCCUGGGGUUAUGCGUGCGCUAAGAAAGGUUAUCCGGGUGUUUAUAGCGACGUUGCCACACUUCGCAGUUGGAUAUUGAAUGCAAUAACGGAAAUUUAAGAACAUUUUAAGGAAGCGAUGAUGCGGAAUAAAAUACUUUUUGAAUAACA
Molecule: messenger RNA, 833 nt
Organism: Bactrocera neohumeralis
Lineage: Eukaryota; Metazoa; Arthropoda; Insecta; Diptera; Tephritidae
Product: trypsin-like
Exons: 1
Coding region: 19-783 (254 amino acids)
Biological process (GO): proteolysis
Molecular function (GO): serine-type endopeptidase activity
Source: RefSeq, a predicted model, not a curated record